UGACUAGAAUAAAAGCAGGGGGAGACCCUGCACCUUCCCCCUCCACUCACUGUCUAAAGUCUACACACAACAGUGUUAAGCAGCUGCCACCAUGCCUGCAGACUUCAGUGGGAAAUGGAUACUGGAAACCAAUGACAAAUUUGAGGAAUAUUUGAAAGUAUUAAAUAUUGACUUUGCUACAAGGAAAAUCGCCAUCUCCCUGUCUCAGACCAAAGUGGUUGUCCAGGAUGGAGACAAGUUUGACUUCAAAACACUGAGCACCUUCAGGAAUUAUGAGCUGGGCUUCACUGUAGGAGUGGAGUUCGAUGAGUACACCAAGGGACUAGACAAUCGAAACAUCAAGAGUCUGGUGACCUGGGAGGGGGACAAGCUGGUGUGCACCCAGAAAGGAGAGAAGGCCAACCGUGGCUGGAAACACUGGAUCGAAGGAGACAAACUCUACCUGGAGCUGACAUGUGAAGAUGUAGUUUGUCUUCAGGUGUUCAAGAGAAAAGAAUAGAAAGCAAAUAUUUGUUUUAGUUUUCAUUUACUCGGUUAACAAAGUCUUAUGAACAACACAAAUAAAGGUGCUUUCCAGACAACA
Seriola aureovittata is the source of this 583-nucleotide messenger RNA. It is a transcript of the gene rbp2b, whose product is annotated as retinol binding protein 2b, cellular. Gene Ontology annotation, biological process: fatty acid transport. The record is from RefSeq and is a predicted model, not a curated record. Bases 92 to 499 code for a protein of 135 amino acids. Lineage: Eukaryota; Metazoa; Chordata; Actinopteri; Carangiformes; Carangidae. Gene Ontology annotation, molecular function: fatty acid binding. The transcript is spliced from 4 exons. Gene Ontology annotation, cellular component: cytosol; nucleus.